CGCUCACAAAGGACACCUCUCGCCGUCCUAGGACUCGGACCCCCCCCCCCAAAAAAGCAUGUCGUUCCCCGGCAGCUCCCCCGCGGCCAACACGUUUCUGGUGGACUCCUUGAUUGGCGCGUGCAGGACGGACGGCUUCUACGGCAACGGCGGCGGCAUGUACGUGCCGCCCGGCGCCGACGUGGGGACUUACGGAAUGCAAACCUGUGGACUCCUGCCGGCGUUCGGCAAGCGAGGGGAGGUCAACCACCAGAACAUGGGCAUGAACGUCCACUCGUACAUACCUCAGCUAGAUAACUGGACCGACCCGAGCCGGUCUUGCAGGCUGGAGCCGCCCGGCCAGAUGUCAAGCUGCACCUUCUCGCAGAGCAUCAAGGAGGAGAGCAACUGCUGCAUGUACUCCGACAAGCGAGCCAAAGUUGCCGCGUCAGACGUCCCCGCGUACUCGAGCAUCCUCCCCGACUCCUGCCCGCUCGACGGUCCCGAGAUCCCGGUCCCGGGCUAUUUCAGACUGAGUCAAACUUACGCCAACGGGAAACACCAGCAGGACUACUGCCACGACGCGCCGCCGGGCAGCCCCAACGGCACCGGCACGCUGAUGCAGCUCAGCCGCGUCCCCCCGAAGUCCCGGUCGUCCUCCUCCUCCUACGCCGGGGCGGACGCCGGCGCGGGAGAGGCGCCGCUGAACGGCGGCCGGACGCCCACCGCGGCCGCCCCCGCCCCCGCGGCCAGUCCGGAUCCGAGGUCGAACGCGGAAGAGAAGAGCCGCUCCGUCGAAGCCCCCGUCUCCAGCCCCGAGCUGCCUCCGAAGGAGGCGAAAGAGCCGCUCUGCAAGGCCGACACGCCGACGAGCAACUGGUUAACCGCCAAGAGCGGGCGAAAGAAGAGGUGCCCCUACACCAAGCACCAGACGCUGGAGCUGGAGAAGGAGUUCCUGUUCAACAUGUAUCUGACGCGAGAGCGCCGCCUAGAGAUCAGCAAGAGCGUCAACCUGACGGACAGGCAGGUCAAGAUCUGGUUCCAGAACCGCAGGAUGAAACUUAAGAAAAUGAGCAGGGAAAACCGCAUCCGAGAACUCACCUCCAGUCUCACCUUUUCGUGAGCGCGCAUGCGCGCCGCCGCCGCCCCCCCCCCCUCGCCGACGACUCUCCAGUUUAACGCAGAAGCAGCAUCGGACGUUUCAGCCCUCAAUCUCACGGAAACUGUGACUGUAUGCCAUUGUUUUUGUUUUGUCCUGUUUUUUGUUUUUGUUUUGUUAUUUUGUAUAAUUUGGUGCGGUGUUGUGUACUUUUUGUAUUGUUUCGGUUUAAUUUUAUCACAGGGUAAACACUUCAAAGUCUUAAAUUAUUGGGGUACACGUCGACGUAACGUUGUCCACUUCCCAGCAGAAGACAUUGCUAUAGGUAUGCUGUCGUGUCUCGAGAAGAUGUUGCCACGGCGACCAGCCUUUAAAAGAUAGACAAGAGUCGCGGGCGUGAAAGCACAUGGAGUGUCGUGCGCGUGUGGCAGAGGUGCUCCCGCGUGCGUGCGUGCGUGCAGGCCAGCCAGCCAGCACGUGUCCAGAGAGCCCCCGUGCGUGGUGGCGUCCAGCAAUGUUAAUCUGUGAAAAAAUACUGCAUGUUUGUGGCAUGUAUCCUGCAAUAAAUAGAUUGUC
This is a messenger RNA of Lampris incognitus (smalleye Pacific opah), 1654 nucleotides long. RefSeq names its product homeobox D10a (gene hoxd10a). The coding region runs from base 59 to 1102 and encodes 347 amino acids. Gene Ontology annotation, biological process: regulation of transcription by RNA polymerase II. Gene Ontology annotation, molecular function: DNA-binding transcription factor activity, RNA polymerase II-specific; RNA polymerase II cis-regulatory region sequence-specific DNA binding. Gene Ontology annotation, cellular component: nucleus. The transcript has 2 exons. The record is from RefSeq and is a predicted model, not a curated record. NCBI's taxonomy places the organism in Eukaryota, Metazoa, Chordata, Actinopteri, Lampriformes, Lampridae.